Molecule: messenger RNA, 459 nt
Organism: Peronospora matthiolae
Lineage: Eukaryota; Oomycota; Peronosporomycetes; Peronosporales; Peronosporaceae
Source: the annotation of a GenBank genome assembly
AUGCUAAGGUACUUGAAGGGAGAGAAAGGUUAUAAGCUGCAUUUUUGUGAAAAUAGUGAGCCCCAGUCGCCCAUCAGGAUUGUCAGUUUCAGUGAUGCGGACCUCGCGGCUGAAACUGAAGAUCGAAAAUCUGUAAGUGCAGGUGUGCAGGUGGUUGUCGGAAUCACUGUAGGGUGGUGCUGCAAGAAACAAGCUGCUGUGGCUCAGUCAACUCCGGAAGCGGAAUUCGUCGCUGCGUCAGUCGGUGGCCGUGAGGCGCCAGGAUUAAAGAUCCUUAACGAAGAGCUCGGGCAGCUAGUGAAGACACGUGGUGAGUCACCACGUGCGACAGGUACAUCCGCUGCGUCUGCAGCGGGUACCACGAGUUGUAAUCAAGAUGGGUCUGAAAUAGAGCUCAUCUAUUCUGGCGAUUCGGAUGGUGUAUCCAACUCGAAGGCGAAACCUCACGGCUCCGUAUAA